Messenger RNA from Coccinella septempunctata (seven-spotted ladybird), 2843 nucleotides. RefSeq lists its product as uncharacterized. The transcript is spliced from 12 exons. NCBI's taxonomy places the organism in Eukaryota, Metazoa, Arthropoda, Insecta, Coleoptera, Coccinellidae. The record is from RefSeq and is a predicted model, not a curated record. Bases 98 to 2782 code for a protein of 894 amino acids.
UUUCAAAAAGUUAACCUCACUUUUUAAAUUUAAAAUUUGAACUGAAAACUGGAUUAUUCUGCCCGCUAGUUCAGCAUUGUAGUAGCAAAAAAUUCCAAUGGACUUAGAUAGGAGCCUUUCAAGCAAAAUGGAGGAUACCAAAUUAAUUUUUAAGAGGGCUUCGUCAGAUUCCAUAGAUAAAAGUAUAAUUUUGAAUGCUCUACAAGAUUGUAGAGCCCAUUUAACUACAUUUCCUGUUGAUGAACUAGAAAACGAUGUCAUGUUUUAUAUGAUGCCUUGUAUGAGAAAUGUGUUUUCUGAGAUAUACACAGAUAAUCAAAAGAUUGAUUCUGUUGAACAAAUUGAAGAAUUAUUGGAAAAUUUGACGAUUACUAUUUCAUUAACUGAGUUCAUCGAAGAUCUCUUGAAUUUUAUUUCCACAAGAUCGGAAACUUCCAAUUUGCAAUUAUUCAAGAGUAUGGUUUUGGAAAUUCCCAAGUGUAUAUACCUUACCUAUAAGCAUUGCAAGGAAAGCCAGAAAAAGUACCAGAACCUCAUGAAGGACUGUAAGGAAAUUCUAAUUCUAUAUAAGAAGAAUCAAGAAUGCCAUUUGAAAUAUCUGGAUAUCAUGGGACAAUUACCAAUAAGUGCUGAUGACAGCAAUUGUACUAAAAUUCUCAUUGAGACAUUUCAGUCCAUUUCAAGUAUAAUAGAAAUAUUGCUCGGACUUAAUAUAAAAGCAUUAGCUGAUAGUUGGAAAUGCUAUUGCAACUUGAUUGAAAAAUAUCAAGAAGUUUUAGUUGCUGAAAAAUUCUAUUGCCUUAGAGAAAUUGAGCUUUUAGAAAUACAAAUACAAAAUUUCAUGGAUAUUGCACUGGAAAGCAAUGAUUCAAAGCAAGUUCUUCAAUACUCAAAAUUAUCUGGAUUCCUUCUUAAAGUAGCACUAAAAAUAAUUGCCAAAUUUUGGCAAUAUCUGUGCAUUGAUCAUAUAGAACCCAUUUAUAACUUAGUUUGCAGUAUUUAUAAAUAUGCACCUGAAUUUUUGGAAAAGCAGAUGGUAACAACAGAUGUGAAAAAAUCUAUAGAUACAUGCCUGUUAGAUGUAAUAACAUCCUUUGUUGAAGACAGCCUCUUACAUGAUGAUGUUUUGGAGCGAAUUCUUUUGAAUAUUAAUACUUCAAAAAAAGAAUGUGUUGGUUGCCUUGAACUGAUACUCAAAAUAUUGGAAUUUAUUGGUCGUCAAACUCCAGACAGUGUGGAUUCUAGUUUUUUCUAUACUAUUAUGAAAAGUGUCUUCAGCAACUUCUCUACAUAUUUUCCAGAACCUUCUUCAGUUAAUUCUAUUAAAAUUCCUGGUGCAUUAAUCGAAAAACUAUCUUCUCAAAUUUCACAAUCUGUUGAAGUCCACAAUAGUUUUUACAAUCAAGAUUUUGAGUUAUUAAUGAUUUCAAAUAUCCUUGGAAAUCAUAUUGGAUGUCAUACACUGGCCUCUUUUAUAUGGAUUCAACUGAUAAGCCAAACCUUUUCUGAUUCAAGACUAAGUUUAUUGGGAGAUUUAUUUCAAGUAAUUAAUGAUUCCAGAGUUGAUGUAUCUUUCAUUUCUUCAAAAGUAAUAUUGCUGAAGAAAUUUAUGCAAAAGUUGUUCAGUAUUUUGGAUGAAAGUGAAAGACAAUAUUUUCUGAAAUUAUAUCCCCCGUCUGAAUAUUUGCAUCUGUGGAAAGUCAUCGGACUUAAUUUUGUCCCGCUAAAUGAUAAUUCCUUGAAUGCCUUAUUGGAAGAUAUUUCAACAAGCCUAGGAGACAUAAAACGUCUCAAUGUUGAGAAAUUUAUUGAAUCGGUUGAGGUAAUGAAAAUUUUAGCUGGAGCAUCUGUUUCAGUUUUAGAUAUAAAGACUAGAACAUUGAGUGAUAUUGUUCGAACGUUAUGGGACACAAAUUUUGAAGUUAUCCCUUGUGAUAAUCUAUUUUUCAAAUACUCCAUUUCCUGUUUAAGUGAAGUAACCAUGAGUUUGAUGAACUACUUUUCUAAUGAUCAACUUUUUUCUAUUCUGAAGAGGAUGGAAACGCUUGCUACAACAUACUUUGUCAGAAUAAGACUCUGUUUGAUGCUUAGUGAAAUAUCAAGACGAAAAACCGAACAUAACAUGGAACAGAAUAAACUGAACUUCUUGAUAUCAGACCUUUUUGAGUUAUUGCUGAAAGAAGACGAUGAGAUGUUGAAGGAACUCACUUUAAAAGUAUUUCAACAGUUCGCCAAUAAUAAUCAGCCGAUAAUAGUGAAUAAUGUUUCAAGGAUGCUACCAGAUAUGAAUUUGGAGCAGUACCUACAAAACGGCAUCGAUAAAUUCAGUUCGAACUCGGUAUCCAAGGUCCUCGAUUCAAAAAUUAUUGAUCAUAAAUGUCUAAUAGCAACCAAAAAUUCUCUUGCUGCUAGAAAUUCGUUUGAAUGGAAUGAUAAAAUACCUGUGUCAAGAGAAAACUCGUUCGAUUCGUUAAAUGGAGGCAAGGCAUUAUCCAGGGAAUGCUCUUUUGAAACAAGAAAUGAAUUUGCUAAAUCCAUCAGUACCCCCUCUGUGGAAUUCAAAAGAAGCACAAGCUACAGCAAAGUUCAGCAACAGAGCAAAAGGCCCAGACUCAGCGAAACUGCCGAGGAAGAGGAUGAUACUAUUAAUGAAGUAUUACAGAGAAUCAGAGGUGAAUUAAAGUGUUUAAACAAGAUAUUACGUAACGAAAAACCAACCGCAAAAAACGCGCAAGACAUAAAAUUGUUGGCGUUCCAGUUACAAAGUCUGUUAGAAUCGUGAAUAUGAAUUGGUUUCUCAUUAUGUUCAAUGAUUGUGUUGUAAAUAAAAGUUUAGUUAUAUA